Messenger RNA from Aspergillus brunneoviolaceus CBS 621.78, 1172 nucleotides. RefSeq names its product YukJ family protein. The record is from RefSeq and is a predicted model, not a curated record. Bases 105 to 857 code for a protein of 250 amino acids. Lineage: Eukaryota; Fungi; Ascomycota; Eurotiomycetes; Eurotiales; Aspergillaceae. The transcript has a single exon.
GCCCUGUAGAAUAUUAGACUCAAAUACAAACACCGCCAAGCCAUCCACCAGCCUCUGGCUUACCGCCCAAACAAACAGCCACACUCAAAGAACAUCCCGCCAUAAUGCCCAUCCCCAACUACGGCGUCUGGGUCGGCCACCCGCACCGCUUCCACGCGCAAAACGCCCACCAAGACCACACGACCCCCCACAUCAACCUGUUCUUACGCGACGGCCCCUCCAACCCCGACGACGACCGCGAACACGACCACCACAGCGCCUCCGAAGUCCAAGUCGCCAUCAACGUGAAAUCCACCCAGCACGACACGCGCCUCGUCUUCUGGUUCGUCCGCGACUUCACCCACCACCCGCUCGUCCACGAGCUCACCAGCCUGGCCCCGGGCUUCCACCGCAUCAAAUCGCACCCGGACAACGCCGACGACGACGACGAGCGCGAGCUCCCCUACCGCCACCAGCAGCACCACCCCACCCUCGUCGGGCUGGACUACCUGCGCACCACCCCGAGGUUGGUGGAUAUCGAGGCCGGCCGCCUCCUCCCGCACGACAUCCCCGGCAGCGAUAACGAUAUGCUGGAUGAGCUGGCGCCCAUCCUCAAGGAGGCGAUCCACCGGCGCGCGACGGCGUAUGUGUUUGGGAGCUCGUUCGGGACGGGCAUCCACGACGUGCAUAUGAACCAAGGGAGUCGGAAGGCGUACGAGGACGCCGUCUUCAAGGAUGGCGCGUUGGUGUUUCGGUUCCCCGAUGGGCGGUGGGAGGCGGUGUUUCUGGCCUUUGCGUCGCAGGCCGUGCCGACGGAUUAUCGUGGACGGGCGGUCGUUGGAGGCGAGGGGAGGGAUUUGGGGGAGAUUUUGGGGUGAUUUUUUUGUAAAUCUCGUGGGAUGAAGCUUGGAGGGGGCUAGAUGAGUGUGAUUGCAUUAUGAUCAGUCUUUAUAUAGAUUAUGGGACGAGAUAGAAUGGUACUACGAAUGGAACUGAUAGACAGCCAAGUCAGUUAGUUGCCCAGAAACCCUUUGCCAAACACCUUGUAUCCCCCGCCCUUGACGAAGGUCUGCUGCCACGGUUGUUGCUCCUUGUUCUCGGCCAGCUCCGCGAAGAGCUGCGCGUGUGCCGCGCCGUCGAUGUCGCCUGAAGAUGACCCGUCCGCUCUCCGCUCGUCGACGAAGUAGAACCUU